ACUUGUGCACAGAAAACAAAGAAAAAUAGCAACUUUCAAACCAUUGGACUGCUACAAAUAUUUCAGAAGACGACAGGCGACAUUACUCCACCGUUCUUUUCAGCAAUUUAAUGUCAACAUGGGGGCUUGUCUCGCCUUGUGCUCUUUAGCCAGCUGUGCCUCCUGUCUGUGUGGGUCAGCACCAUGCCUCCUGUGUGGCUGCUGUCCCUCCUCCAACAAUUCCACUGUCACACGGCUGGUUUUCUCCUUCUUCUUGCUGUUGGGGACCAUGGUGUCUGUCAUCAUGAUCCUGCCUGGAAUGGAGACUCAGCUUCGAAAAAUCCCAGGAUUCUGCCAAGGAGGAACUACAAUACCUGGUAUCGAAAACCAUGUCAACUGUGAUGUCAUAGUGGGCUACAAGUCUGUGUACCGCAUGUGCUUCGCCAUGACAUGCUUCUUCUUUCUGUUCGCCGCCAUCAUGAUCGGUAUCCGUAGCAGCAAAGACCCACGUGCACCUAUUCAAAAUGGGUUCUGGUUCUUUAAGUUUCUGAUCCUGGUCGGGAUUACUGUUGGAGCUUUUUUCAUCCCUGAUGGAACAUUUCAUAGCGUGUGGUUUUACUUUGGAGUCAUUGGAUCCUUCAUCUUCAUUCUGAUCCAACUUAUUCUGCUCAUUGACUUUGCCCAUUCCUGGAACAAGGUCUGGGUUGAAAAUGCUGAAAAUAGUGACAACAAAUGCUGGUUCGCAGGCCUGCUGUCUUUCACCUUCCUCCACUAUGCACUGGCCUUCACGGCUGUGGUGCUUUUCUACGUUUACUACACACAGCCUGACGACUGUACAGAGCACAAGGUCUUCAUCAGCCUCAACCUUAUCUUCUGCGUUAUCAUCUCCAUUGUCUCCAUCCUACCCAAGAUACAGGAAGCCCAGCCACACUCCGGUUUGCUCCAGGCUUCCCUCAUCUCCCUCUACACCAUGUACGUCACCUGGUCUGCAAUGACCAACAAUCCAAAUCGGAAGUGUAACCCCAGCCUGUUGAGUCUGGUGGCAAACGUCAGCACCACCCCCUCCCCCGGUGACAGCACCCCGGGAACUGUGCAGUGGUGGGAUGCUCAGGGCAUCGUGGGUUUGAUCAUUUUCCUCUUCUGCACUCUUUACGCCAGUAUUCGUUCAUCCAGUAACACCCAGGUGAACAAGCUGAUGCAGACAGAGGAGGGCGGAGGGUCAGGAGGAGAGGGUGUGGUGGGAGAGGACGGCAUACGCAGGGCCGUGGACAAUGAAGAGGAGGGAGUGACUUACAGCUACUCCUUUUUCCACUUCCACCUUUGUCUGGCCUCUCUCUACAUCAUGAUGACUCUCACCAACUGGUACCAACCGGACACCACCACCCAGGCCAUGCAGAGCAGCAUGCCGGCUGUUUGGGUGAAGAUGAGCUCCAGCUGGCUGGGCCUCGGGCUCUACCUCUGGACCCUCAUUGCCCCUCUCAUCUUCCCUGACAGGGAUUUCAACUGAGCACACCCACUUGCUUUAGCGGGCUUUUAUUUUUCUUGCCUUGUGUAUUAGGCAGAGUGAAGGAUGCUGUAAAGGAAAUAUGAAGAAUAUCAUGAAGGAAACACUUUUAAUUUCUUUUUUUAUUCCUUCUUUCAAUUAAUUGCCUCUGCUGUCGUUGUGAUUCUGUUGUUUUACUCCUCCUAGUAUGAGUAUUUAGUGCAAAAAUUACUACAGAUUUUUUAAGUGUAAGUGGAUUUUUUAGUUAGCCCGAUGGAUGAUGGUUUUGGCUGCAAGAAAUCAUUUUAUUUGCCAGGGAAUCACCUUAAUAGACAACUCCCUACCUUCCACCCGAUGCUCUAUUAUCUCUUUGCUGGAUCUUAGUUACUGGACUAUCACAAAGACUUGGCAACAAAAGCACUUUCUCAAUACCUCAGACGUUUCCUUUUCAGAUUCCCCUUUAAAGGUCCUGUGACGUCAGACUUCUCUGAUUGGCCAGGUCUGGAAUCCCCCUGAUUAGCUGGACUGUUUUGGUGCUGGGGGCAAUGAGGAGAUCCCUCCUCAGGAGCCCCUGAGUGAGGUGAGUGUGAGAGUUAGAUAAGAGGAAUAUGACACACCCAAGAGAUCGUAACAGGGCUUCCCUUUUGCUGCUAGGCUGUAUGCAACCACACGUCAUAACAUCUUGAGCUAAAGAGCCCUAAUAGACCACUCGUCUAAUCUCAGCUCUUCCUUGUCUGCUUCAACCUAUGGUAAUUUAUCUCCGGUGCUAUGCCUCUUCACGUCUGACUGUGUUCGGCCUUGUACAGCCACGGGCAAAACAAUUUGUACCUGCAUAGCAGUCGGUGUGCAGCAGGGAGACAUGUAUUGAUCCAUAGCAGUCAGCAUCAUGCGAUGUGCAGCGGUACGGUUCAGGAGGUGACGGUGCGAACGCUUAAGAGUGUUACUGAGUUGAGAAAAAGGGAUUUUUAAUUGUCGCAGUGUACAAAUCAAUAAUGACGCAUGUCAGUACUGAUAAAUUGCUGUUAAAUGGUUAAAUUGACUCAAUAGUAUGUUGAUGGUUGUAAUGGUGGUACAGUUAUUUUAUGCAUUAUAUAGUAUUUACCUCAAUUUCAAUAUGAAUGGUAUGAGUCAAAAUAAGGCCAGAAUAUUUCCUACCUGUGAAAAAAGUUUUUUGGUACAAUCCAUUGUUUUUGUUAUGUUCUUAUAACAUUUCAGUACCCACACACAUGAAUCACAUUUCCUGUUUUUCUGGCUGCAUAAGAGUAUUGUGAAUGGAGUUUUUGAAAGUGUUGUGAUAAAUUGGAACCUUUUUUUUUCUUUUACACUGAUAUCAGUUUAAUUUAUCAAUCCCAUCAAAUGUAUCGUACAUGUUCCCAUCAUUGUUUGCAAAGGAGACUGCCAUUGUUGGAUCAUAAUAUGUUGUAUUUCAAAACACUAAUUAAGUGCCUUUUUGUAGUCCUGCGUUUCAAAGCAAAUGUAUCACUAAUGCUGAUGUGUGCUUGUUAUGCCUUGCCUUACAUUGUGCUCAUUGCAUGCCAUAAGGCACAGGCCAAUGACAGGAAUUAAUAUUGUAUUUAAUGUACAAACACUGUUUUUAAUAAAGUUCUGUCGCUCUCU
Molecule: messenger RNA, 3079 nt
Organism: Acanthopagrus latus (yellowfin seabream)
Lineage: Eukaryota; Metazoa; Chordata; Actinopteri; Spariformes; Sparidae
Gene: serinc2l
Product: serine incorporator 2, like
Exons: 11
Coding region: 119-1486 (455 amino acids)
Cellular component (GO): membrane
Source: RefSeq, a predicted model, not a curated record